Messenger RNA from Aspergillus pseudotamarii, 1846 nucleotides. RefSeq lists its product as uncharacterized. NCBI's taxonomy places the organism in Eukaryota, Fungi, Ascomycota, Eurotiomycetes, Eurotiales, Aspergillaceae. Gene Ontology annotation, molecular function: mRNA binding; poly(A) RNA polymerase activity. The record is from RefSeq and is a predicted model, not a curated record. The transcript has a single exon. Gene Ontology annotation, cellular component: TRAMP complex; nucleolus. Gene Ontology annotation, biological process: RNA 3'-end processing. Bases 107 to 1750 code for a protein of 547 amino acids.
GGUUUUUGUACCAUUCAUUCAUUCGUCUAUUCGAUCGCUCCUUUAUUCUCCUGCUCUUUCAUAAUAAAAAAAUUUUAAAACUUAGAACGCUGCUCUGUCCCGGUAUAUGCCCCGGGUUCUCGUCAGUCAUUCGCAAUGCCUCGAUUGCCUAGUUACUCGCGCGACCAUGCGCUUCUACCUCUCGGCCCGUCUACUCCCCUCUCCUUACCCUGUCCUUCGGCAACCCACGUUUCACUCUUCCCUGUCGAUCUUUCGAGCUGUUUCUGGAACUAGGUUCUACUCUAAGGACAUGGCUGUAUUUAAAAACAGCCUCCCGAGGACUCUCGAAGCCCACCGAUCCUCGAAUAGGACCGGUCUGGUUCGUAAAGUAUUCGAUCGGACACCCUCUGGAGACCUCGCCCGCCCUGUAAUUCCGGUGGACGAAGAUUUGACCUUAAAAUUACCAAGGAAACCAGCUUACCCAGAAGCUACAGCUCAGCUUGUUUCAUCUGGGCCAUCGACACGGACAGCAAGGAGUACUCGUACUAUGAAAAAGGAUCCCGUCAUUACCACCCGAACAAUCUUGUGUGACCGGAUACGAUGGAAUGUAAAUGCAGAACAAGGCCGAUGGGAGCAAUCCCCAUGGAUGGAUUACUGGGACGCGGGUCGCGAAUGGCCUGACGGCUUCUUGCAGCUAGAUGCAGAGAUCCGCGCACUUGAGGAAUAUUUGUUACCAACACCUCCUGAACAGGAUAGGGUAAAUCAUAUAGUUACUCAAGUUACAAACAUGCUGCGAGAUGUUAUACCUCAUACGCCGCAGGUCAUUGGCUCUCGGCGAACCGGGUUUGCGAUGAGCCAUUCAGACUUGGACUUCAUCUUGCCUGUGCCGGAUCCGGCCCGAUCGAUCGACAGGGUCCGAAGGCCGAGUCCUACACGGCCACAGAUUCUUAGUCUCCAUAGUGAUCUAUUGUCUCGGGUGGAAUGUACCCUUCAGCAUUGCUCGUCGUUCAGUGGCCGGAUUGAGUUGAACGGUAAAUGGAAUUCAAUUCUGACCGCUGUUCACCAUGAGACCGGUAUGCGAGUGCAGUUCCACUGUGGUGAAGGCUUGCCCUCCUCUGUUGAGUAUAUAUGCGACUAUCAUGCUGAAUAUCCUGCGAUUCGGCCGCUAUACAUGGUCAUCCGUCUGAUAUUGGAGGCGCAAGAGUUGUUUGGUAGCCAUAACUCAUCCAUUGAGCCUGAUACUCUUGUGAUGCUUCUUGUGGCAUUUCUUAAAAUGAAUCAUGGCCGAUUCCAAGAGUCAGGGAGCUUGGGCGAACAGCUCCUUGCUGUUUUAAAGGUCUACAGUUCUGAGGUUGAUCUACGACAUACCUGUGUUUCCGUGGACCCGCCGAGCUUCUUUGAUGCAAGUACUGUGAAAGACACAAUAAAAAAAUACGAUGCAGAGGAUUUGCCGGCCCACCUCCGCGGCCAGCGUGCACUUGUAAAUCGGAAGAAAACGGCUGCUAUCAAGCGAAACAUACCGGCAGCCUCGAGGCUAUGCCUUCAGGAUCCCGCCAAUUAUAUGAAUGAUCUCGGCCACACAUGUUGUCGCACUUCUGAACUCCAGGACGUUUUGGCGCGCGCACAUUAUCGCCUUAGCACAUGUCUGGGUGCAAGGGAGCGGCGUAAACAUGGUGGUUUGAAAAACAGUCUUCUGGCUUCUGUUCUACAAGCGAAUUUCGAUGACUUUCGCAAGGUGCGAGCGCAGAUAACCACAUCUUCCUGUAUAUGAGAACAGAUCAAUCACUUGUAAUAAUAAGCAGUGUAUAGUAUCGCCUAAUUUAAUAUAGAUUAGUGCCAUCUUGUCGUAUAUCUUUGAUAAAACUAU